Messenger RNA from Erythranthe guttata (spotted monkey flower), 1738 nucleotides. RefSeq names its product transcription initiation factor IIE subunit alpha. NCBI's taxonomy places the organism in Eukaryota, Viridiplantae, Streptophyta, Magnoliopsida, Lamiales, Phrymaceae. Gene Ontology annotation, cellular component: transcription factor TFIIE complex. The record is from RefSeq and is a predicted model, not a curated record. Gene Ontology annotation, biological process: transcription initiation at RNA polymerase II promoter.
UUUUUUAAUUUUCUGAAUUUUGCUGAAGGCGCGAGGAAGAAUGGGUAGCAUCGAACCAUUCAACCGUUUGGUGAAACUUGCGGCGAGGGCUUUUUACGACGACGUAUCGACGAACAGUGAGAACCAGGGCAAGAAUGGAAGAAGCGAUAACAGAGGGAUCGCCGUUGUCAUUCUCGAUGCGCUUACUAGGCGUCAGUGGGUAAGAGAAGAAGAUUUGGCCAAGGACUUGAAAAUUCACACGAAGCAACUUCGUCGGACUCUCAGAUUCUUCGAAGAAGAAAAAUUAGUCAUUCGUUAUGACCGGAAGGAGGUUGCAAAAGGUGCAAAGAUAGAUAGUCUUCGAACUGGAAGAGAAGGCGAAGAAAAAAUCAAGAUGCAUACGCACUCGUAUUGUUGUCUAGACUACGCACAGCUAUAUGACGUGGUAAGGUACAGAAUACACCGGAUGAAGAAAAAACUGAAGGAUGAAAUGAAGAGCAAGAAUGCGGUUCAGGUGUACAUUUGCCCCAAUUGCAGAAGGAGAUAUAAUGCCCUUGAUUCCCUCGGAUUGAUCUCCCCAUACGACGAGGACUUUCACUGUGAAAGCUGCAAUGGGGUGCUUGUGGCUGAAAUUGAAACGUUAGCUGCUCAGGAAUUAGGAAAUGGAGUUGAUAAAUCGAAACCGCAUCGCCAUGAAAACUCGAAAGAAAUGCUGACAAAGAUGGAGGAACAGCUGAAACCACUAACUGAUCAACUCGCAAGAGUAAAGGAUUUACCGGUGCCUGAAUUUGGAAGUUUUCAAGCUUGGGAACUUAAAGCAAAUGCCGUUGCCAGAUCUGAUAAUGGAGAUUGUAAUGCCAAUGAUCCUUCUAGAUCUUCUCAAGGCCUUGGUUUUGGAGAUAUUAAGGUUGAAGUCGUCUUCUCUGCUAUUGACAAAAAAGGAGAUAAUAUUAAAUCAGAGAAUGCUAAGGCACCAACAAAAAUUGCGAUUUCAUGGUUUACAAAGGAAGGAAGGAAUCUCACAAAAGAGCAACUUGAAGAGACCAAAGCAGAGAUAAAACCGACCAGUACUACUUCGACACCUAUCGAGUCUUCAGAUGAAAAAAAGCACGUGGCUGUAGUUUAUAACACGCCCACUGAGCGCCAAGUUGGCGUGAAAUCAAAACGUAGUGGUGACUAUGCAGGAGAUGACGUGGCAUGGGAGGCGCCCCCUCCUACAGGUGGCAGAGUUGACCGUUUUAAUGUAGAAGACGUAAAUGUAGAAGUUGAAGCUGAAGUUUCUGAAGAUGACGAUGAUGGAAUGUGGGUUGAAGGAUAGAAGUUCUAACGAGUUGAACUUGUUACACGUGUAUAAAUUGCAGGCUAGUUAUCUGGAAAUCGAAGUUUAGUUUAGUCCUAGUCUGGCUCUAAUCACUGUAGAAUAUUUAGAUUGAUUAAUCGUGUAUAAGUUCUUCUCAGAAAAAAAAUCGUGUAUAAGUAGGUGUUUCUUGUACUCGUUUAGAUAGAACAUGUGGAUUGAUUAAUCGUGUUCUAGUAACGUUUACUAUUUUCGGUUAGAUAGAAUAUGUAGAUUGAUUAACGCAUGUUGAUAGAUCUUUCUUGCUUAUGUACCGAAUUUCUAGGCUCUUUUUGGUUUGUAGAAAACGAUAUGUAAAAUUGUGAAAAGUUAAAAUUAAUCAACUUUCCUUGUUUGGUUAAAAUGUAAAAUAGUGGGUAAUGUAAUUGGGAGGAAAAGGGGAAAACUUUUUUAACCUAAAAU